AUGAAUAAUCAAGACUUUGACAGAUUUUAUAGUACAGCAAUAAAGAAAUAUAAUGAUGAAGUACUGAUACGGAAACAAAUUCUUUCUCGAGUUAUUGAUAUCAUUAAACAUUCAUGUAAGCAAACAUUGCCAUUUCGAGGUCAUAGGAAUGAAGGUGCUUAUUCGUUGGACAAUAAUGAAGAAAACAAUGAAAUUUUUUUGGCUUUGGUACAGCUCUUGGCCAAAUAUGACCCACUUUUAGCUUCUCAUCUCUCUAUGUGUCAAGAGAAAUCAACCAAAAGAAUAAAAAAACUGAAGCGUCAAGGUAAAGCCGGCAGUAAAGGUCGCGGUGCUCUGGUUACGUUUUUAAGUAAAACUACUAUAUCAAAGCUUCUCAAUAUUAUGAAAAAUAUGAUGCAGGAACAGAUUGUAAUGGAAGUAUCCAAAGCAAAAGUGUACUCCGUAAAAGUUGAUUCUACACAAGAUAUAUCUGCAAUUGACCAAUUUAGCAUUGUGGUUCGCUAUGUUUUAGAUGCUACUGUGCAUGAACGGCUGCUUUCUAUUGUACCAAGCAAUGACUGUACUAGCCAAGGCUUGUUCGAUCUCUUAAAUUUGACGCUACAGCGGCUUGGCUUUAACUUGAAAUACUGUUUAUCGGACAGCACUGAUGGUGCUUUAAGUUAUCAUGGCAAGUACAAUGGACUGCAACAAAAGAUUACAGAAGCUGCAGACCACCAUGUACAUAUUUGGUGUUAUGCUCAUGUUCUCAACUUAGUUGUGAAGGAGGCAACCAGUUGCUGCAUUCAGGCAGUUUCAUUUUUUACCCUUUUGCAAAAUGUUUCAACAUUCAUAAAAGUGUCAUAUAAGCGAAUGGCUACAUGGAUUAAACUUGUUGAAACACAAAUUGGAAUGGAUAAGAUGAAAAGAUUGAAAUUGAUUGGUGAAACAAGGUGGUCGGGCAAAUCAAAUGCUGCAACAGCGAUAUUUGGAAUAUUUGCUGAGCCAUCUUCAACAGUGUUUGUCAAUUUAAUUUUAUGUCUGUCAUGUAUAAGCGAAUCAGAAAAUUUUGAUACAAAGACACGUCAUGAAGCUAAGACAUUGCUCAUGCCAUUCCUGAAAUUUGACACCAUUUUCUUUACCUACCUGCGAAUUUUUGAACAAGUGGGACCACUUUCAAUAUACCUGCAAACUCGUGGAUUAAAUGUGUUGGUUGCAUUUAAGAUGGUGGAGAAGGCCGUAAUUGAAUUGAAAAGUCAAUCAAGACUUUUUGAUGAUGUUCAUAAUAACGCUCUUCAAUUUGUACGGAUGGCAAAUGCAAGCAUCAUUCAAAGAACUGAAACCAUAUUAGAGGUAAGGAUAGAACUACCAGCUAAACGGAAGCAGAAGACACCAACGAUGUUAGAUGAACAUACAGUAGACGAACGUGACGAAUCUAAAGCUUUGGAACACUACAAAAUUCACACUUAUAAUGUGGUAAUGGAUCAGGUAGUCCAAAGUCUUGAGUCACAUUUCACUUCACAUCGACAAUUAUAUAUGGACAUGGCAUGUUUUGAUACAUCAAACUUUGGUGAUCUUGCCAUUUCGGGAAUUCCUUUAAACAGUUUACGCAGCAUUAUCCAAUUUUUACCAGAUGCCGACGUUGAUAAAAUAAAGGCUGAAUUGUUAUCAUUUGUCACUAACUAUGAGAUUUUGAAAUUGUCCUUGCCCUUAACAACAACAUUGAGAGAGAAUGCAUAUCAAAAGAAUUACAUAGAAGAACCGCUCUGUAAUCAGCAUACAUAUGGAGCAUGCGGAUUGUGUCCAUCUUGUCUGUUACGAAUUCUUGCUGCAUAUAGACUCAACGACAAAACCUAUGACAAUUUGUAUCAUAUUUAUAAAAUAAUAUGUACUAUUUCUGUAACACAAGCCGAAUGUGAAAGAUCGUUUUCUAAGUUAAAGUUAAUCAAGACAAGAUUGCGUAAUUCUAUGUCAAAUGACUACUUAGAGUCGUAUAUGUUGAUGUCUGUAGAAAAAAAUCUACUUGAUAGCCUUGAGUAUGAUACGAUCAUUCAAAGAUAUGCAUCUUCGUCCUAUGAAUUGAGCAAACUGUUUAAAGAAUAG
Messenger RNA from Hydra vulgaris (swiftwater hydra), 2079 nucleotides. RefSeq lists its product as uncharacterized. NCBI's taxonomy places the organism in Eukaryota, Metazoa, Cnidaria, Hydrozoa, Anthoathecata, Hydridae. Gene Ontology annotation, molecular function: protein dimerization activity. The record is from RefSeq and is a predicted model, not a curated record.